Olea europaea var. sylvestris is the source of this 1755-nucleotide messenger RNA. RefSeq lists its product as uncharacterized. The record is from RefSeq and is a predicted model, not a curated record. NCBI's taxonomy places the organism in Eukaryota, Viridiplantae, Streptophyta, Magnoliopsida, Lamiales, Oleaceae. The annotation marks the transcript as partial. The transcript has a single exon. Gene Ontology annotation, molecular function: nucleic acid binding.
AUGAUGAUUCCUCUCUUUGUGAAGAAUAAAAUCGGCUUUAUUGAUGGGUCAAUAGCCAAACCUGACAACAGUGAUGAUCAGGUCAGCAAUUGGAUUCGAAACAACAAUAUAGUCAUUUCGUGGAUACUGAAUUCAGUUUCGAAAGAAAUUUCUGCAAGUGUGAUUUAUUCUGAAUCUGCCCAUGAUAUAUGGAUCGAUUUGAAGGAAAGGUUUCAACAAAGGAAUGGGCCUCGUAUAUUCCAAUUAAGGCGUGAGCUGAUGAACCUCACUCAGGGGCAAUUAUCUGUGGGUGUGUAUUUCACUAAAUUGAAAACAAUUUGGGAAGAAUUAAGCAACUAUAGACCAAUAUGCUCUUGUGGAAAAUGUUCUUGCGGUGAAAAUAAGAAGCUCUCAGAACAUUACCAGAUGGAGUAUGUCAUGAGUUUCUUGAUGGGGUUGAAUGAUACAUUUGCACAAGGUAGGGGUCAACUACUACUUAUGGACCCAAUGCCUUCCAUCAACAAAGUAUUUUCCCUUGUAUCUCAAGAAGAACACCAGCGCAAUAUAAGCAUUAAUGCUGGUAUCUCCAACACUGGAGACUCAAUGGCGUUCUAUGCCAAAAUCGAUCCAAAGAAAGGCAGCUUAGGACAGCACAAAUUUCAGAAGAAAGAAAAACCAAUUUGCACUUAUUGCAAACUUGUAGGGCACUCGGUGGAUAAAUGCUAUAAACUGCAUGGGUAUCCUCCUGGGUAUAAGAUGAAGCAGAGAUCCAACUUUACUGAUCAAGUGGACAAUCAGCCACGACAUAUUGCUGCUAAUCAAGUGGUAUUUGCGAACAAGUCAGAACAAGCACACACAAAUGCAGAAGAUUUCAUGCAUUCCUUGAACCAUACCCAAUAUCAACAAUUGAUGAACAUGCUGGGCAACCAUCUGACUUCUGCAAAAACCAACACUAGAAAUGAUGAACAUACUAAUCAAGUCUCAGGUACUUGUUUUUCUAUUGUACUUAACCCAUGUCUAAAUUCUCCUAAGCACUGGGUUAUGGAUUCUGGGGCAACUAGCCAUAUAUGCUUCAGUAAGUCUGCCUUUUACUCUAUGAAAUUGAUUGAGAAUGCGUAUGUUACCUUACCAAAUCAUAAGAGGAUACCUGUGAGUUUUGUUGGGAUUGUAAAGUUUAGCAAUAAUCUGAUGCUUGAAGAUGUACUAUAUGUGCCAAACUUUAAAUUCAAUCUGAUGUCUGUAAGUUCAUUGAUCAAGGAUUCGAAUAUUAUUGUCAGAUUUUUUGCUAAUGAGUGUGAUAUCCAGGAUACACACAACCAGAAGAUGAUUGGCAAGGGUAGGAGAAGUGCUGGUCUUUACAUCAUUAGUGCAACAGCAUUGGAUUCAUUUCCAACUCACAGUAGAAAUCUUUCGAUUGAUAAAGUUUGUGUUUCUGUUUCCUCAGUUGUAAAUAAAGUGAAUGCCAAUACUUGGCAUCAUAGAUUAGGACAUUUGUCUUUUAAAAAAUUAGCACCUUUGAAAGACUCUUUGGGUUUAAAGUUUGAUCAAAGUAAGGAUCAUAAUUCAAUCCCUUCUAAUGUUUGUCCAUUGGCAAAGCAAAGAAGGCUAUCAUUUGUCUCCAACAACCAUUUUUCUGCAAAUGCCUUUGAUUUAGUACACUGUGAUACAUGGGGACCAUACCAUGUUGCAUCACAUUCUGGACACAGAUACUUCCUUACUUUAGUAAAUGACAGUACUCGUUUCACAUGGGUAUAUCUCAUGAAACACAAGUCAAAA